AGUCUUUUCUUCCUUUUUCUCCCUCCCGCAGUCGAGUCGCUUUCCGUCCAGCUGGGGUCCCCUCCCCGCCCGGGUCCCCUCCCCCUCCCGGUCCCCUCCCCCGCCCGGGCUCCUCUCUGUCUCCCCCUCCCGGACUGCGUCCUCGCUCCGCCGGGCCCUCCUCGCCGCCAGCUUGUGAAUGAGACGCUCAGUUUCUCAAUGGAGCCGCGGGGGGCUCGGGCGGCCGCGGGGCGGCCGCAGCGUUGGCCGUGAGUCAGGAGGGGGGCGCGUUUCCCUUGCUCCCUCUCCACUCCCUCCCUUUCGCUGCGGCCGCCCGCGAGGAGCCUGGCUGAGGCAGCCGCGCAGGUCGCAGGGCCAGCGUCCGCGAGGACGGCCCGGUUGGGCGGCCCCGAUCCCUGUGGCGCUGUGGAGGAGCGGGAGCGCGGCCGAGGAAGCGGGGCGCCGAGGGGGUCGGCGGCCUUCGGGAAAUUUCCGCCGACCCUUCGCUGCCGGCUCUAAAAGUUCCUGAUUUCCGAUUUCCUUUUAAAUCCCGAUCGUCUGUUAGCUCUUCGCCUGCACUUUUUCUUCCCCAGGAGAUAAGGGGGAGUGUGAGGAAAGGAGCGAAUAAUAUAAAAAAGGAUUUCCUCCCGGAAGACAGCGGCAGUUCGGAGAGAUUUUUCUGAAGGAAGCAGAAGCAGCGUUUGCGGCCGCUGCGGGCGCCGGGCCCUGCCGGCCACACUAUGCGCGAGCCGGCCCGGGGCUGCUGAAGCGCGGGGACGCGGAAGCGGAGGCCGAGCGCGGCGGGCUCCCGCGCUCGCGAGCGAGUUCUGUCCGCCCGGCGGCGGUGGCGGUGGGAUGGAGCCCGCGACCGCACCCUGGCCCGACAUGGCGCCGGAGCUGACCCCGGAGGAGGAGCAGGCUACCAAGCAGUUUCUCGAAGAGAUUAACAAGUGGACAGUUCAGUACAAUGUUUCCCCGCUGUCUUGGAAUGUGGCUGUCAAGUUCCUCAUGGCAAGGAAGUUUGAUGUGCUCCGUGCCAUAGAAUUGUUCCACUCCUACAGAGAAACUCGAAGGAAGGAAGGCAUUGUAAAGCUGAAACCUCAUGAGGAACCUCUUCGUUCUGAGAUCCUCAGUGGAAAAUUCACCAUCUUAAAUGUUCGGGACCCAACAGGAGCGUCCAUUGCCCUCUUUACUGCCAGGUUGCAUCAUCCCCACAAGUCAGUCCAACAUGUGGUACUUCAGGCUCUGUUUUACUUGCUAGACAGAGCUGUGGAUAGCUUUGAAACUCAGAGGAAUGGACUGGUGUUUAUCUAUGACAUGUGUGGUUCUAAUUAUGCCAACUUUGAGCUGGAUCUUGGCAAGAAAGUCCUCAACCUGCUGAAGGGAGCAUUUCCAGCUCGUUUGAAGAAGGUGCUGAUUGUGGGGGCACCCAUAUGGUUCCGAGUGCCCUAUUCCAUCAUCAGCCUCCUCCUGAAGGACAAAGUCCGGGAGAGGAUUCAAAUAUUAAAGACAUCUGAGGUCACGCAGCAUCUGCCCAGGGAUUGUCUUCCAGAAAACCUGGGUGGGUACGUCAAAAUUGAUCUCGCCACUUGGAAUUUCCAGUUCCUACCCCAGGUGAACGGCCACCCAGAUCCCUUCGAUGAGAUCAUCCUGUUCUCCCUCCCUCCUGCCUUAGACUGGGACUCAGUACAUGUUCCAGGUCCCCAUGCUAUGACCAUCCAGGAGUUGGUGGACUAUGUUAAUGCCAGGCAAAAGCAAGGAAUCUAUGAGGAAUAUGAAGACAUUCGUCGUGAGAACCCUGUUGGCACUUUCCACUGUUCCAUGUCUCCAGGAAACCUAGAGAAAAACCGUUAUGGGGAUGUACCCUGCCUGGACCAAACUAGAGUGAAGCUAACAAAGCGAAGUGGCCAUACUCAGACAGAUUACAUCAAUGCUAGUUUUAUGGAUGGCUACAAGCAGAAGAAUGCUUACAUUGGCACACAAGGUCCUUUGGAGAACACCUAUCGUGAUUUCUGGCUCAUGGUAUGGGAGCAAAAAGUCUUGGUGAUUGUCAUGACCACCCGCUUUGAGGAAGGUGGCAGGAGAAAGUGUGGCCAAUACUGGCCUUUAGAAAAAGACUCUCGGAUCCGAUUUGGCUUCCUCACAGUGACCAAUCUAGGCGUGGAGAACAUGAAUCAUUAUAAGAAAACAACGCUAGAAAUUCACAACACAGAGGAACGGCAGAAACGCCAGGUGACCCACUUCCAGUUCUUGAGCUGGCCAGACUAUGGUGUCCCUUCCUCAGCAGCUUCCCUCAUUGACUUCUUGAGAGUGGUCAGAAACCAGCAGAGUCUGGCUGUGAGCAACAUGGGAGCACGCUCCAAAGGGCAGUGCCCUGAGCCACCCAUUGUGGUCCAUUGCAGUGCAGGCAUUGGCAGGACAGGUACCUUCUGCUCACUGGACAUCUGCCUGGCACAGCUGGAGGAGCUUGGCACCCUUAAUGUGUUCCAGACGGUGUCACGCAUGAGGACCCAGAGGGCCUUCAGCAUCCAGACCCCUGAGCAGUACUAUUUUUGCUACAAGGCCAUCCUGGAGUUCGCAGAGAAGGAGGGCAUGGUAUCCUCUGGCCAAAACCUGCUGGCCGUGGAGAGUCAGUAACUCUCCUACGAACCUCCUACCUGCUGGCCAGCCUUCCUUAAACUACCCUGGACACCGCUGAGCCUAUAGGUUGCCAUCAGUUACGCUGAAGCCAUGGAUCAACUUCUUUCUUGUGUCUCCCGGCACACGUGUGCACGCAAGGCAGCCUUUCCCUUUGGCUAGAUAAAUGUGGUGAAAUUGCCACUAGAAAGGGCCAGCAGCAAUGUGUUCUUAAUUCCUAGCAUCUGCUAUCAAACUGUGCCUUAUUAAAACCAAAUUGUGGCUAUUGAUUUUUGCUAGGGUCCCCGAGGUAAGUGGGGAAGGAACCUCCCUCCUCCUUUCUCCUGCCAUUCUCUUUCUAGAGGUCUCCUGUCUCCCACUCCUUCCCUUUGCUAGGAUUUUAUGGGGAGGUUUGAUGAGCAUUUGCCUUUCUCCCCAGAGAGCUUGACCAAGUUACAUAUUCUAGAAAUCAUCCUGAGUGCCAAGCACGUUUAUAAGUAGGGCGUGUAUUCCAGUCCUUUCUGUCAUUCUGUGUGUGUGCGUGUGUGUAUGUGCGCUUAUGUGUAUGGGUCCAUAUGUAUGUGUGUAUAUAAUAUAUAUUGUAUGUGAUAAUAUGAUCGUAUUCUAUAAAUACAUAUACACACAGAUACUCCUUUGUAGAAGUUCCUGGGGCUCCGUGUUGCAGUUCAGGACUCCUUGCUUCUUGGACCCUACUAUUUAUGCUGGACUAGCUUGGGUUGGUGAUCAUGUCUCCUGUUGUCAGGCUACAGAGUGGUGGAAGAAGACACACACACAUCUCCAUGUUCCUGCCACAGGGCCCCUUCCUUAAGUAAUGACUUAACUCCUUCCAGUUGCCACCUGUUGGAGCCAAAAAUGUAUUAGUUUGUGGUGACACUGGGUUAGCUCAGCAUGGAUUUCCCUUAUCCAGUGAUUUUUCUGCAUUUACUUGGCCAAUUUGGGGAACAGACCUCCACUGUGAUUCCAUACUCUCUCUUUGCUUUCACUAUCCCAGGGAUGGGAGGCAGAGGGUAGAGAUGAACUCACUGAGCAGCCAGAGCCAAAUGCAAUCGGUACGAAGUCUUAGAAGGAAGGAGGGGGAGCCCAGGUAUGAGAAAGAAAAAACUACUAAGAAAAUACCUCCCUGGGAGGAUGAGCUGGGGCCCUUUUUCUUUUGCUGGAUGGUUCUUUUAUGCAGCUUGGCCCUGUCUACUGAGAUGCCCAUCUCUUCCUGCCUGCUAGCCUGCUAGACCCUCAAACUGGGUGGGUUCUGUGUCAAUAAAAAGCUUUACCCCCUGGCUGAGUGAGGUGGUCCCCUGCAAUCACCGUUUGUCCCCUACCCACCCAACCUGUCCCUGCCUGCUCCCAGCCCACUCAUCCUUAUGUGCUAGGGAUAAAUCAAAAGUCCUCAGCACUCCACAUUCCCAAAAAAUCCCAGGAACUCCUAAACCUUCCCCUGUCACAGAAGAUGAGGUUGGCAGCUGAUCAGACCUCAAUAAUUUUAUAUUGUAAUAAGCUCUUUGAAUGUGUAUAUUAUUAUUUUUUACAAUCAUUUCAUUUUGUAUUUAAUAUCAAUGGACUGAGUCAGAUUUAGAAAAUAAUUGUAAUGUUCAUAUUCAAUAUCUUACAGUGAUACAGUUUUGUAUUUACAUAUAAAUAUACCGACAUGAUCGAAA
Messenger RNA from Symphalangus syndactylus (siamang), 4268 nucleotides. It is a transcript of the gene PTPN9, whose product is annotated as protein tyrosine phosphatase non-receptor type 9. The record is from RefSeq and is a predicted model, not a curated record. Gene Ontology annotation, molecular function: protein tyrosine phosphatase activity. NCBI's taxonomy places the organism in Eukaryota, Metazoa, Chordata, Mammalia, Primates, Hylobatidae. Gene Ontology annotation, biological process: protein dephosphorylation.